Molecule: messenger RNA, 2736 nt
Organism: Acytostelium subglobosum LB1
Lineage: Eukaryota; Evosea; Eumycetozoa; Acytosteliales; Acytosteliaceae
Exons: 3
Coding region: 1-2736 (911 amino acids)
Source: RefSeq, a predicted model, not a curated record
AUGGAGGUUUGGUUCGAGUCCAAUCAGGCACUGUUCUCCAACAUCAAGAUGACCCAGGUGUUCAUAUGCAUUGACUCCAACACCAAUCUAAUCUCAUCAAUAUUGAACGUCGAUCCCCAAGACAUGCACCUAUCACGUUGGCGCAAGAACAUCCUGGUCUUUGACACCAUACUCGAGGGCAUGGGCCGGAACACCAAUCUCAUCAAGAUCAGCCAUGUGCCCAUGUCUGACCCAUCGUCAUCUUCCACGUCCUUGUCCUCUCCCUCGUCAUCAUUCAUUGGCGCCAAUGACAACAAUGGGGGCGGAGCUACAACCAGCGCACCUGGCACACAGCAGACUUCCAAUUCAACGGCCACGGCAACAGACAACUCAACGGCAACAACGUCUCAUGCUCAAUCUAUUCUCUCGAUCAUACAUAAUGUCAAGCAGAUUGUCACACCGCCCAAGAACUCAUUCAUCGCUUCAAUCCAAUACCUGCUGGCUCAGAGUCUACUGCGCGCACUCAGCAACUUUACCAACCGUAUUCAACGCGAUCGACUGUUCUACAAUCAGGUGAUAUCAUACAAGAAGAAUGAGGGCAUGUACAUCCCAUCAUUGUUUCUCUCUCGCAAGCCUCUCAUGCUGUUGUCCAACACAACUGAUUUGGUAGUGGUGUCACCAGACACAUCAUCAACAGACCAACAAGAUGGUGGAGUACUCACUCAAUCCAGCUCCAUUCACAACAUCAACUCGCUAUGCAAGUGCCGAAAGAUCACUCCAAUGCUAUCCAACAACAUUGUGUUGGGUGGUAGUCGACAAUCAGCAAGAGCAUCGGCCCAAGUCAAUGCAGAGGUACAAGGUGGCCUCGAUAACAACAACAACAUACUUUCCAAAUCAACUGUACGACCAACGAUGACGCCAUCAACAUCAACAACAACAACAACAUCCACAAACUCGUCCACCUUUAAGGUUGUAACGAGACCUUUGAAGCAAUCAAUGGAAAAGGACAAGCCGUGCUAUACUCUGUAUGAUACUCAAGAUGGCCUUGGCACGGCUUGUAUCUCAUCACUCUAUGGCUGGGACUUUGAGAAGAAGGAGCGCUCUGGCGAGCCCUUUGCCGACUGCUUCUGCAUCUCAACAAACAUUCAUCCAAACAUCCAUGCAUCCAUGACCAUUGCCGAUGGCAGUGGUAUUGGUGUUGACUCCCUGAGAGCUGCCACGCGGGCUGUCCUUGGAGCCAACGAGUACUUUGAGAAGAUCAGCAACGUUGAGAUAGCCACGACUAAUGAACUGCUGACCAAUAUUGGCAACGCGAUAAUGAAGGGACAUAUUAGGAUUGUGAAGGAUGAGUACUAUCAGACGGAGGACAUACAUGUUGAACCAAAGGGUGCCACGACCUUUUGUUUCGGCUGCCUCGCACAGACAAGGAAUGUGCUCCAGAACAUCAACACUACCUCUGCUCACCUGCCACAAGAGAAGAGUGGCAUACCAUUGUCCAAGAAGAAGGAGCAGUACAAUCGACCACUACCACAACGUCCACCAGACAAGAGCAACGGCAACGGCAACAACAGCUCUACUACUUUGGGAUCAGGAUCAAACACACCAGAGUCCACAGACUCGUCACCGUCAUCAAGCUCACCAAUACUGACUGGAAAUGGUGAUGGUGGACGUGACUCUGCACAGUUGUCAGGCGACAUGAAUGAGGCUACCGCUACAACAGGUGAUGACGAGAACCAUGUCAUGGACAUCAUUCACGAUAUCUUUGAUAUCAUCGAUGAUCAUCGCGAUGAACAUCUACAAGAUCACUUCCAGAAUGUGUCCGAUUCGUCAUCCAAGGGACAACAACAUCAGAGUGGCCACCAGGGCACAAAUGAUGUUGACCCUUCCAAGGUAUCGACUCAAAGUGAUAGGGCCAAAUCACCAAGAUCAAACACAAGCGCAACAACAACAGACAACAUUGGCACACAUAGGGACAAGGACAGAGACUCGGAUGAUAUGGCACCAAACAACAGACUGGCCAGCACUGAUGGACAGUGGUUCUUCAUGGUGGGAUCGGUUGGCGAUUGUCGCGCAUUCAGAUGGUCAUGCAAGAGUAAGGAGGUCAAGGAGGUGACCAACCUGAGGGCCUCGAUCAGGAACUUUAACGAGGCUGGCGGUCAACUUGGAUGGAUGUGGGGUGGCGACGGUAAGACGUGGCCCAUCACAGCACAGGACUAUCCAAAGAACCCGCUGCCCGAGCUCAAGGACGAACUGCUGAAAGCACGUGUAGACAAGUCCGUGCCCAACCUCAAGAACCUGCACUUUGGUCUGGUCCUUGUCAACCCGGGCGACAGGGUGUUUAUCGCGUCCGAUGGCGUCACCGACAACUUCCUGACCGUGAACCCAGGCACCAUCAGCACAAGCAAUGAUGCCGAAACCAACACCAACAUAUCAGACGACGACAUUGAUAUCAAUAUCACUCGAUUCUUUGCACAGCAGACACCAGAGACGCUGGCCACAUGCGAUAGUAUGUGUCAGGCAAUCAUCACUCAUUGUCUGGAGAAGACCCAACAGUUUAGAAACAUUCAGGAGGAGAUCAGCAGGACGAUGAUGUCAAUGAAGGAGACUGAGGCCACUGUCAAAGACCUAUCCAACGACCAAUCCUAUCAAUAUUUAAAGAAGAACUACUCACGUCUAGUCAACAGUAUCAGACAUAUCAAUAGUAACAACAACCACAACAACAACAACAACAACAAACACAACAAUAACAGGUUGUAA